This is a messenger RNA of Poecilia reticulata (guppy), 1968 nucleotides long. It is a transcript of the gene brd7, whose product is annotated as bromodomain containing 7. Gene Ontology annotation, biological process: regulation of transcription by RNA polymerase II. NCBI's taxonomy places the organism in Eukaryota, Metazoa, Chordata, Actinopteri, Cyprinodontiformes, Poeciliidae. Gene Ontology annotation, cellular component: nucleus. The record is from RefSeq and is a predicted model, not a curated record.
AUGGGCAAGAAGCACAAAAAGCACAAGUCCGAAAAACAUGCAUAUGAAGAAUACGGAGACAGACCGCUGAAGCUGGUGUUAAAGGUGUCCGGGAACGAAGUCACGACCGGAAGUUCCAGUCUGGACACUUUUUAUGAGGAGCAACCCGCGGACAGCGACAAACCCAAAGACAAGAAGAAGAAAAAGAAGAAAGAUAAAGACAGGAGCUUCGGCUCUCCAGAGGAAGACAGAGGGAAGAAAAAGAUGACUAAAAAGAAGAAGGGACACGAUGCAGAUGGGGAAGAAGACAGAGAGCAGAGCAGAACUCCUAUUCGUUCAGAGCUGGAUAAACUGGAAGAAAAAGAGCAGACACCUCUGCAGGAAGCUUUGAAUCAGCUCAUCAGGCAGCUUCAAAGGAAAGACCCCAAUGCAUUCUUUGCAUUUCCGGUGACCGACCUCAUUGCACCUGGUUACUCUUCAAUUAUUAAACGCCCGAUGGACUUCAGUACAAUGAAGGACAAAGUCAAGAAAGAGUUCUAUCAGUCAUUGGACGAACUCAAAGUAGACUUCAGAAUUAUGUGUGAGAAUGCCAUGAUUUACAACAAACCAGAGACAAUCUACCAUAAGGCAGCUCGAAAACUGUUACACUCUGGAAUGAAGAUCCUGAGCCAGGAGAGGCUGGACAGUCUAAAGCAGAGCAUAGAUUUUAUGUCUGGCCUUGGUGGCUUUGCCAAACAACCGGUGAAGUCAGAGGACCAAGGAGUCACCAGCUCAGACCAGAGCAAGGAGGGAGCCAUGACUGCAGGGAGCAGCGAGCGCUCCCAGACGCCCAGCACUCCAAGAGACAAAGACAAAGACUCCAAGGACGAGGCGGCAAAGGCCGAGAAAGAGCUGGAGGAAAUCCGCAAGGUCAUUGAGGAGUCUGGAGGAAAGCUGUCGAACAGAGUGGUGCAGUGCGAUUUGGAGUUUGCAAGGCGGAAGUCCGAUGGCUCCACGACUCUCGCCGUCCUCAACCCAGCCGAUCCRUCACCUGGGGACGUUGGCUACUGUCCGGUGAAACUGGUCAUGAUGUCCAAUCGGCUGCAGAACGGCGUGAACAGCCUGCAGAGCUUCAGGGAGGACAAAAGGAACAGAGUUACUCCAGUGUCCUACUUGAGCUACGGCCCGUUCACAUCCUACGCACCGGCGUACGACUCCAGCUUCGCCAACGUCAGCAAGGACGACUCAGACCUCAUCUACUCGUUCUAUGGAGAAGAGUCCAGUCUGCAGGGCUCAGACAGCUUGUCGGAGUUCCUAGCCAAAUCUGAUGAGUACGUGUACAAAAUGGGUGACAGUCUUCUGGAUGCGAUGACCAACGGAGAACAUUCAAGAUGUCUAAAGGAAACCGAGGCUCAGCCAGAGGAGCCAGGAAGCAGACAGGAGAAGAAGAGUGGCGUGGAGGUAGCCGAGGACAACUCAUCCGCCAAGCUGGACGUCCCUCGUUCUGCUGAAAGCCUGGAUGUGGCUGAGCAACUCUCUGGGGACGCCCUGCACUUCCAGCAGAAGUUGGACGAAACUACAAAGUUGCUGCGUAACUUGCAGGAAGUACAGAGGGAGCGCCUAAGUGCCAAGCAGCCGCCUAACAUGAUCUGCCUGCUGGCCCCGACUGCCAAGGAGCUGGAGCUGGCUGAGAAAGUUACAGGGAACCUGACGGAGCUGACUGGUCAAGUGGCCCCAUGUGACGUCAGCAGCAUCUACGGCAUCAGAAAGGCCAUGGGCAUCACCGUCCCCCCAGAGCUGCCUGAACCCCUCAUAGACCUCACAACAGUUCAUGAGACGAGUGAACCGAUGGAGACCUCAUCCACCUGUCCAGACGUGGGUCACCUUGUCGCAGURAAAUGACAUUCCAGCGAGCCUCAUUAAGUUUAUUAACCUAAGUUUUGUACAAACGGUGCUUUUUUUUGUCUGACUUUUGUGUGCAUUUCAAUCAAUAAACCUUUGUUUUUCUUA